Phalaenopsis equestris is the source of this 468-nucleotide messenger RNA. Its product is annotated as protein REDUCED WALL ACETYLATION 1-like. The record is from RefSeq and is a predicted model, not a curated record. NCBI's taxonomy places the organism in Eukaryota, Viridiplantae, Streptophyta, Magnoliopsida, Asparagales, Orchidaceae. Gene Ontology annotation, molecular function: acetyltransferase activity. Gene Ontology annotation, cellular component: Golgi apparatus. The transcript has 3 exons. Gene Ontology annotation, biological process: plant-type secondary cell wall biogenesis; xyloglucan metabolic process; xylan biosynthetic process. The annotation marks the transcript as partial.
UUUAUAGCUGCUUAUGUCUGGAUGACUGGAUUUGGGAACUUCUCUUAUUAUUUUGUCAAAAAGGAUUUCAGCCUCGCUCGAUUUGCUCAGAUGAUGUGGAGACUGAACUUAUUUGUGAUCCUGUGUUGCAUUGUCCUCAACAAUGAUUACAUGCUGUAUUAUAUUUGUCCAAUGCACACUCUAUUCACCCUUAUGGUUUAUGUGACACUCGGUAUUUUCAACAAAUACAAUGAGAUUGGGUCGGUUAUUGCUGUGAAGAUCUUCUCUUGUUUUUUGGUUGUUAUCUUGAUAUGGGAAGUUCCUGGAGUUUUUGAAGUUCUGUGGACUCCCUUCACCUUCUUUUUAGGGUACAAAGAUCCAGAUCCUUCUAAGGCAAGCAUCCCUCUUUUGCAUGAAUGGCACUUCAGAUCUGGUCUUGAUCGCUAUAUCUGGAUCAUAGGAAUGAUUUAUGCCUACUACCAUCCAAAU